Messenger RNA from Stegostoma tigrinum, 4478 nucleotides. Its product is annotated as antizyme inhibitor 2-like. Bases 279 to 1598 code for a protein of 439 amino acids. The transcript is spliced from 12 exons. Gene Ontology annotation, molecular function: ornithine decarboxylase activity. The record is from RefSeq and is a predicted model, not a curated record. Gene Ontology annotation, cellular component: cytoplasm. Lineage: Eukaryota; Metazoa; Chordata; Chondrichthyes; Orectolobiformes; Stegostomatidae.
GGAAGGCUGAAACCUGUCUAGCAGCAGGAUAAGAGAACCACUGGCAAUGAAACUGGAGGCAGCGGGAUGUAAGAAGACAAACUGAUAGUAUCCAGAUUUGCCAGCUCAAUGAGCCCAGUUCCCUUCCGGGGGUGAAGGAUCCUGUUCCUGCUGUUUGUUGGUGAUUACAGAAGACAGCCCUUUAAAACCUGCAAGUGGGAGAGAGAUCAAGAGAGACAGAGCAUGAGAGAACGAAUACCAGACUAGCAGUUUGAACUCAAGCCUUCACAAGCUGAGAAAUGGAAAGCAAUGAUGACAAAUUUGUCAUUUUGGAGAAAGGUGCCACUGUAAUGGAUGUCAUUGAUCAGAAGAUCAAAGAGCAAAUGCUUACGGAGAACACAGAUGCUUUUUCUGUUGCUGACCUGGGGGAUCUUGUACAUCAGCAUCUCCUAUGGCAGAGGACACUGCCCCGAGUGAAACCGUUCUACGCUGUGAAAUGUAACACUAGCAAACCAGUGGUUCAGAUUCUUGCUCAAAUGGGACUCGGCUUUGACUGUGCCAGUAAGAAUGAAAUUGCAACAAUACGAGAUAUUGGUGUCCCAGCACAGAGAAUCAUUUAUGCAAAUCCCUGCAAGGAGGUCUCUCAUAUUAAAUAUGCUGUCAUUCAUGGAGUGCAAAUGAUGACAUUCGAUAAUGAAGACGAACUAAAUAAAGUUGCAAUGAACCAUCCAACUGCCAAAAUGGUUCUGCGCAUUGCUGUAAAUGAUUUUACAUCCCAAUCGCCCUUGAGUGGCAAGUUUGGAGCAUCUAUGUCUGAGUGCAGACAGCUACUGGAAUAUGCAAAGGCCUUGAAUUUGGACACCAUCGGUGUUAGUUUCCAUGUUGGAAGUGGUUGUACUGAUCCAAAGAUUUUUGCUCAGGCCAUAGCUGAUGCACGUGUUGUCUUUGAUAUUGGGAUUAAUCUUGGAUUUCAGAUGUAUUUACUUGAUAUUGGAGGUGGAUUUCCAGGAACUGCAAAAGGAAAAGUCACGUUGGAACAGUUAGCAGCAGAGAUCAAUCUUGCAUUGGACAUUUACUUUCCUGACAAAACUGAAGUGCAGAUAAUCGCUGAACCAGGCCGUUAUUAUGUGAUGUCAUCCUUCACACUGGCUGUGAAUAUCAUUGCUAGAAAAAUUGUUAAAUAUUCUCAACCCAGCUCCAAUGAUGAGGAAGCUGGGAAUGAGAAGACCAUGAUGUACUAUUUAAAUGACGGUCUGUAUGGGUCUUUCAAUAAUUUUGCACAAUAUCGUGAACUAUUAAAGCCAAUCGUGUAUAAAAAACACUCCCUUGACCAAACGCUGUAUAACACUAGAAUUUGGGGACCCACCUGUGAUGCAUGGGAUCAUAUUUCCGACACCUGGAAGCUGCCUGAACUGGAGAUUGGAGACUGGCUGCUCUUUCAAAACAAUGGAGCAUACACCGUCAGCACUUCAACCACGUUCAAUGGCUUUCAUGCAGCCAUGACACAUUACGUAAUAUCCAAGGAGGCCUGGAAAACCCUCCAGAAGAUAAAGAGAGAAACGCAAUCUCCAGUGCAAGAACAGGAUGAUGUAGACACUCAACACCUGGUCAGACAUUAAGAUGUAGGAUAGAAGCAGCCAUUUGGUCCAUCAAGUGUGCUUUAUCAUUUAUUGCAAUCAUGACUGAUGUGAUAAUCCUUAAGUCCACUUGUCUGCUUUUUUCCCUAAAAUACUUGUCUCCCUUAUGAUUAAAAGUUUGUCUUUCUUACUAAUCCAGCCUCAACAAUUGCCUGUGGUAAAGAUGUCCACAGAUUCAUUGCCCUCUCACAAUAGAAAUUCCUUUUCAUCUCUGUCCUAAAUGUAUAAGUUCCCAGGCUCUCCCACAAGGGGAACCAACCUUUCCUCAUUUACCCUAUCAAGUCCGCUACAGAACUUUCUUCAAAUCACGUCUCCACUCCUUCUUCUAAUCUUCAAUAAGAACAGGUUCACCGUACUCAAUCUGUAACCCCUCCAUACCUGAAGUAAACUUAAUGAAUGUCUGCAGUCCCUCCAAUGACAGGUACCCUUCCCUAGAUAAGGGGAACAAAACUGUUCACAGUAUUCUAGAGUGAUAAUGGGAACUGCAGAUGCUGGAGAAUCCAAGAUAAUAAAAUGUGAGGCUGGAUGAACACAGCAGGCCCAGCAGCAUCUCAGGAGCACAAAAGCUGACGUUUCGGGCCUAGACCCUUCAUCAGACAGUAUUCUAGACGUGCCUUGUGUUGUUUUAGCAAGAAUUCCCUCCUUUGAAACAGUGAUGAAUAUCUCUUUCAUCAUCAAUGCAAAUGAUGAAAAUUAUUCAUAUUCCUCCAAUACUUAGAUAAACAUAUAAACAUAUUUGUUCAGCUUGGCUUUAAUUUACUCCUUGCUGGUGUACUGUGAUGGAUUAAAUUGUCAACAAUCAAUGUUCAGUGUAAUGAAACCUAUUUAUCUUCUUUGUGAUGAUAAUUUUUCACUUCCCCAGAGCUUUGCAGUCCAGAUGAAUAGGCAAAAGCAGUUCUAAAAGUAAACUUCCUUCUGCUACACUAUUUUUUAAUGUUAAAUAUAUGUAACUUGACUGUCAAUGAAAUUUAAUGGGAUAACUUAAUCAUCAACAAACUGAAUCACAGAGUCCUACAGCACGGAGACAGGCCCUUUGGCCCAAACUGGUCCAUGCCGACCAAAAUGUCCACUUCCUGCCCCUGGCCCAUAUUCUUCUAAACCUUUCCUAUCCACAUAUUUGUCCAAAUACCUUUUAAAUAUUGUUCAUGUACCUACCUCAACCACUUCCAAUGGCAGCUCAUUCCAUAUGCGCACCAACCUCUGUGUAAAAAAGUUGCCCCCUCAGGUUCCCAUAAAUUCUUUCCCCUCUUACUUUAAACUGCUGCUCUCUAGUCCUCAAUUCUGUAACCUUGGGGGAAAAAAAACCUGAGUGCAUUCACUCUAUCCAUGCCUCUUAUGAUCUUAUACACUUUUAUAAGAUCACCCCUCAGGAUCCUACACUCCAAUAAAUAAAGUCCUAGCUUGUCCAAACGCUCCUGUACUCUUUACAGUUUAAUAACAUCCUUCCGACAGUAAGGUGACCAAAACUGAACACAGUGCUCCAAAUGCAACCUCACGAACGCCCUGUAAAACUGCAACAUAACUUACCAACUUCUAUACUCAGUGCACUGACUGAUGAAGGCCAGUGUGCCAAAAGCUUUCUUCACUGCCCUGUCUACCUGUGACUCCACUUUCAGAGAACCGUGCUUCUGAACUCCAAUGGCCCUCUGUUCCACUACACUGCUGAAGGCCCUGCCUUUCGUCACGAAACUCCUACCUUGAUUUGACUUUUCAAAGUUCAACACCUCACAAUUAUUUACAUUAAACUUCAUUUGCCAUUUCUCAGCCCAGUUACCCAGCUGAUAAAGAUCCUGCUGCAAUUUCUGAUAACUUGCCUCAAUGUCCAUGAAACCGCCUCUUUUAGUGUUAUCCGCAAACUUACUAAUCAUUCCUUAUACAUUCUCAUCCAACUCAUUGAUACAGAUAACAAACAGCAAGGGCUCAGCACUGACGUGAGGCACACCACUAUUCACAGAUCUCCAGUCCGACGAGCACCCUUCCACCUACUGCCAUCCCACCUACCUUUCCCCAGUCGCACCCCUCCCCCCUGAUUUAUUUUCCAGCUCCAUUCCCCCUUCCUAGUCCUGAUGAAGGGUCUGGGCUCAAAAUAUCAACUCUCCUGCUCCUGUGCUGCUACCUGACCUGCUGUGUUCCUCCAGCUCCAUACUGUAUUGACUCAUUCCACUAUUACUGACUGCUUCCUACCAUCAAGCCAAUUGUGCAUCCAAUUUGCCAACUCUCCCUGGAUUCCAUGCAAUCUAACCUUCCAGAGCAGCCUACCAUGUGGAACCUUAUCAAAGGUCAUAUUAAAAUCUAUAUGUGCUAUGUCUACUGAUCUGCCCUCAUCAACGUUCCUGGUCAUGUCAUCAAAGCACACUAACAAAUUUAUGAGGCAUGAUCUCCCAGGCACAAAGCCAUGUUGACUACUCCUAAUCAAACCCUGUCGUUCUAAAUGCAUGUGUAUCUUAUCCCUCAAAAUCUAGAAAAUAUUCAAACCGAUGGAAAGAAUUCUGCUUUCUCCAGUACUUUCCCAUCUUAGCUUUCCUUUCUUAUAUAGCUCAGUGGAAGUCAUUGUUCCAUUCAUAAAACACUCAAUGUCUAAAUUUUACUAAAUGUUUAGAAUUUGUCUUGUCAUAAUUUAAAGAAAUGCUUCAAAGUAAGAAUUUUUCCUAUUAUGUUCACAGCAACAAAAAAUAUACUUUUGAAAAUGAUUGUACUUAUUUCAACAGCAUAGCGCUGUCCAACUUCUACCUGCUGCAGUGCAGGGUACAGUAAUCGUAAUCUAAACUGCAAGGUUGUUGGCAACCAACUGACCAGAAAAUUCCAAUGACUUAUUGUAUUCUCCAGAUCUUAUAUUAUUUCAUUAAAUAAAACAUUCUGCAU